This is a messenger RNA of Physella acuta, 1973 nucleotides long. Its product is annotated as protein phosphatase 1 regulatory subunit 32. Gene Ontology annotation, molecular function: phosphatase binding. NCBI's taxonomy places the organism in Eukaryota, Metazoa, Mollusca, Gastropoda, Physidae. The record is from RefSeq and is a predicted model, not a curated record.
GUGUAAAUAUGUCUGCCGUUUCUAAGCGACAUAGGAAGCCGUAUGGUAAACUGCUACAAAAUAAUUUCGAUUGUUUAUCUUUUUAUUUGGGGCAAAGAAGAUUUAGAUCUAGAUCUAUUUUUUAAGCAACUGCACAUUUUUAUAAAUCUACACUUUUGAAAACGAAGAUUAAAAAAAAUAAACAAUGAGCAAGUUACCACUAGGACCUCGGAAUGUCCAUAUUCAGAAGUCUCAAGGUGCAGACACAAAUAUUAUGAAAUUUUACAUCACACAAAACUCUAGUACAUAUGGAGCUCGUUUUGAUAAAUUCCAACCCCGUCAGGGUCAGCAUAGAGGCACAGGUUAUCUGAGUAAUUUCCGCCCAGUUGUUCAAUAUAACAGAAGACUUGAUGAUGUGGACAACCCAGCAAUGAGACGCAUAUGUGAUGGAAAUUACCGCUCAGUGACUCAGCUUGAUUACCAGCCUUACAGAGAUCCUUCUGGACUUGAAGUAUUUCCCAACAGUGUCCACUACAGUCCUUCAGCUUUUGUCAGACAAAAGGCACUAUCGAUACCAAAAGAUAUUGAGGUUAAUUCAACAUUUAUUGACACUAGAAUUGCCAGCGCACCUGCAAAUAUUCUACCCAAAUUUAAACCUCUGUUACAUAAACUUCAGCCAAAAGACCCUGUAGAGAUGGAGAAUCAUGGAUAUGGACCAAAAUAUAUGACAACUGAAACACAAGAAAAAUACAAGGGGUUGCCAUAUCCUAGUGUUGAUGUUAGUACAAGGGAGAUUGGCCCACAAGAAGUGUCAGGAUUUGUGCAUAACAUCACAGAUGAGCCAGUGACCUAUGAGAGACCUAUUGCAUACACCAAUGAACGCCCUGGCUGGUAUACCCACAGGCCAACAGGAGUUUCUGUCACAAAAACCAGUUUUAUACCUUCCACUUGGUCACGGGGUGAUGACCCAUUACCAGGGGGUGUAACUCAUGGGUCAGAAAGAGGCACUGGGUUCACCAGGGAAGAAGUUAAACCUAAAUAUGUUAACCUCAAAGCUCCAGAUGCCUAUGAUAGGCUAAGUGAAAUGCCUGGUCUGAAGGCAGACAGAACCCGCAAGAAUGAUCCAGCUGAAUUUAUCAACAUGCAAGUUCCAAACAACAGAACUAGCCUUGCUGCCGAGCAGUUUAAAGGUCAGGCCAGGCCAACACCAACAGAGGCUGACAGAGUUAACCGAACUAAAGUUGGUUUCAAGGAGGACACUGGCUUCACAGAGAACCAUGUUCCAUUUGUCCAAACAGCUGACAACAAGAUGCGCUUUUUGACCCAUUAUAUGACAAGGUUUGGUCCAGAUCCAACACCUGUUGGUGUGGACAGAGCUGGUCACUUGAGUGGUGGGGUGAUGAGGCCAACACCUAAUGGCUUCACCAAAUCAAAUACUAUAGACACUUACGGAAAUGAGUUGCCCAGCUCACAUAUACUGCAACGAAUUGAACCCUACGUUGGAAGGAGCAUCAGAGCUAAAAACCCUUUUUAUGAUGAUCAUACACAUGAUUCCAAGAUACAUACACAGCUGUUAGCAUAGUCAAGUUUUAAAUUAUAUGGAAAAAUAUCUUCCAAAAUUAUGAAUGUAUAUUUUAUCUUUUAAAUUGCAGGAAUUAUAUGCAGAGAUUCCAAAAAACCAAUAAACCUUAAAUGAUUAUGUUUUUCUAAAAUUAUAUAUAUGUUUAAAGCUAAAGCCCCUUCAAUUUUUUUAUCAAGAUACAGAGUAAUAUUCUCAAAUAUUAUUUAUGAAAAUAAAAGCUCAAAGAGAAGUAAAAUAAGAACCAUUACGUAAUUGUGAAUGUUAAACUCUCUGCUAUAGCCCUGCUGUGAGUCUGUUGUAUAAAAUAGUUAUGUAAAAGUAUUAUUUUUCAAAGCCCAUAUCUACAGUAUUCAUUUCUGUGAUAACUUAUUUUUACAAUAAGGCAUUUUGUAAUAAAAUUCCUUCAAAAAUC